UGAGUUUUGCACAUUAAAUAUCGUGAAAUUCUCUAAUUUUAAAAAUAUUUUUGAAUUAUUAAAUUUUAAAAACGAAAAAUGAAGAUUUUUUUCGUAUUUUCAUUAAUUUUAAUAAUUUCGAUUCUACAUGAAUCCGAUGCAAGACCAAAUAAAUUUUCAAAACAUUUAAAAAGUCUUCAUGAUCCUGAUUCAAAAUCUUCAGAGAGUAUUGAAAAUCGUAUUACUGAAAUUGAAAACAAAAAAACAAGUCAAUCUAGUGAAUCGAGUAGUAGUUCAGAUGAAUCCAAGAAUAAAAUAGAAUCAAAAAAUGUUAUUCCAAUAAAUAAUGAUGAAAAAAAUGAUAUUCUGUCAAGUAAUUCUGAAAUAAAAAAGAAUGAAUCGGAUUCUUCAAAUAGUAAAUCAAUUGAAAGUAAUGAAUCUUUAAGUAACAGUAAUGAAAAAAUAUCAACAACAACAACUGCAACAACAGAAAGACCAAUUCAUUUAAAUUCAAGUGAAGUAAUCGAUAAUAAUUCAGAUACUACAACACAGGAAUCAAUUAUAGAAUCUACUGUUGAGAAUCAUACAGAUGAAAUAACAAAAACUAAUGAAAAUCCAAUAAAAUCACGUAAACAUUCUAGUGAAUCAAAUGAAAGUAAUGAAUCAGAUAAUAGCAGUGAAGAAAUCGUUUCAACAACUAUUACAGUGCAAGAAAAUCCGACUGAAAAUAGUGAAAGAAAUUCAGAAACAACACAGGGUUCAAUUAAUGAAAGUACAAUUAGUAAUCAAUUAACGGAAACGACCAUAAAAACUGUAACAAAUACAAAUAAAUCUAGUGAAUCAAAAGAAAGUAUUGAAUCAAAAGAGAGUAGUGAAGAAAUUGUUACUACAAUUGCAAAUAUAAAAGUCACCAAUUCUGAUGAUAAUCUUAAUUCAAAUGUGACAAAAGGUGAUGAUAACAAUAUAAAUUUAAUUGUUACGACGAUUUCACCAGAAUCUAACACUAACACUGAAUCAAUUGACAUCGCUUCAAAUGAUCUUUUAAUUUUAGAAAAUGUUGGGGCUGAAAUCUUUUAAAAUCAUUUAUUAUGUUAUUUUAACUUAAACCAUUCAUUUGAAAUGUGUAUUUUGUAAUUUGAAGAUUAUAUAAAAUUAUUUUAGAAUAAAUGCAUGUAUAAAAAAAAAUAACUAUAUAAGUUUUUCGACAAAUAUGUAAU
Condylostylus longicornis is the source of this 1196-nucleotide messenger RNA. RefSeq names its product dentin sialophosphoprotein-like. Lineage: Eukaryota; Metazoa; Arthropoda; Insecta; Diptera; Dolichopodidae. The coding region runs from base 79 to 1056 and encodes 325 amino acids. The transcript has 2 exons. The record is from RefSeq and is a predicted model, not a curated record.